AAAUAGAACCGGGUCUCAGAUACAGUAGUGUAUAUAAUGUCUGCAGACUGUGUGUACACAAAAUGGAUUUCAGCUCGCUUUUUAGCUGUAAUACUGUGACAGUGGCCAUCGUUGUGGUAGUGUUGAUCCUGUUAUUCAGUCGGUCUCUACAAUGGCCGUCCAAUCUCCCGCCUGGUCCAACUGGUUACCCUGUCAUAGGAAGCAUUCUUUUGUUUCGAAAUGGAAACGUACAGGAGAUCUUUCGUAAACUUCGAGCUCAAUAUGGCGACAUAUUUAGUUUAAAGCUUGGGGUUAACCUUACAGUGGUUAUUAGUGGAGAAGAGGCGUUAAAAGAAGCUUUCAUCAAACAAGCGGAGGACUUCUCGGAUCGAUUAGAAAACACAAUAACUGGACAAGUUUUACUAAAUAAAGGUAUUGUUUUCUCCUCUGGGGAACAUUGGAAACAAACACGGACAUUUUCUUUGUCGACACUUCGGAACUUUGGAUUUGGAAGAAAGUCUUUAGAAUCCAGAGUACAAGAGGAAGUCGCAGCAUGCCUAGAUAUCAUCGAACAACAGAACGGACAACCUUACGACAUGAAGGAACUGACAACCAUGGCAAUAUCAAAUGUCACAUGUAGCAUUACUUUUGGAAAUAGAUUUGAUUACACUGAUGUAAAAUUCAAGCGUAUAACAUCUCUUUUCUGCGAAUGUUUUAAAUUAAUUGCGCUUGGUCGUCACGCUCAAGCUUUUCCUUAUUUGAAGUACCUUCCUGGAGAUAUGUUUAAUAUCAAGAAAUUGAUUCAGAAUACAAAGGAUAUCAGAGACUUUGUCUUUGAACAAAUAAAUGAACAUCGAAACACUUUUGAUGACGAGAAUCAGCGAGAUUUCAUCGAUGCAUUUCUAAGUCAGCAAAGUAAACAUGGCCAGGAAGAUGCCAUAUUUGAAGAUUUGAACUUGGCGGUAUCUAUCAUCAAUUUCUUUGUUGCUGGAACCACCACAACAGCCACCACGAUUCGAUGGGCGAUACUAUACCUCAUUCAUAACAAACACAUCGAGGACAAACUUCGACAGGAGAUUGAGACGGUGGUUGGAACGUCCAGACUUCCAUCAAUCGCCGACAAACCCCACAUGCCUUACCAAGAAGCGUUUAUAGCAGAAGUUCUCCGGAUGGGCAACACAGCUCCCCUCUCGGUGCCUCACGGGGCUUUAAAAGACAUUCACUUCCGUGGCAUGGUUAUCCCAAAAGGGUCUGUGAUAAUGCCGAAUCUCGACUCCGUUAUGACUGAUCCAGAACUGUUUGAAAAUCCGGAGAAAUUCGAUCCGGAGAGAUUUCUAGGAAAGGACGGAAAACUGAACGGCAAAGAACAGAAUGUCAUGGCUUUCUCACUAGGUAGGCGAAUCUGUACCGGAGAAUCUGUGGCGAGGAUGGAACUAUUUCUCUUCAUGACGUCAUUUUUGCAGAGGUUCGAGUUUCUUCCGGAAAGCCCUGAUAAACUCCCAUUUACCGGUGGAGUUUUGGAAUUGGCGCGGGUUCCAAAGGACUUCAAAUGUCGUAUAGUAAAGCUUAAAUGAAAUAUGGACACCUAUAUCAGUCGUGCCAUUGAUACAGAAACUCUUUUGUUCCAAUGCAAAGAUCCGACAUGCACAACUUUCAAACGAGGAGUUAUAAACCAUUGUUAGUGAAAUACGAAGCAUGUUAAGUGCACUAAGCUGUGAUAUUUUUAGAGCCAAUCUCAUUGAUUCGCCUGCUUGACAAUGUGGACAUUCUGGUGAAGAUUCCCAUCAUUAUUUCCUUAACUGUCCCCUGUACAAUAACUUAAGAGGAACUCUUAUUGCUGAUUUAACCUGGUACGGUCCAGUAAAUGUAGAUAAUCUUUGCAAUGGUGACACGAAUAUUUCCUCAGUUGACAAUAUAAAAAUCGCCAAAGCUGUGCAAAACUUCUUGAGAAAAUCGGGAAGAUUCGAGUAAUUAUCACUUCCUAACACAUUAAGCACGUGUUUUUGUAUCAACUGGAUUAGAAUUGUGUAUUGAGAGAAGGCCAAGAAAAGGAGAAUCUGAGAUGUGGACCAUGAUUUGAUGAACAAUUAAAAGCAGAAACGACUGCACAUCGGUCAUCAGCAAUUUAUAUAGACGUACAUAUGAUGCACAAUUGGCGAAUAUGAGCAGAGUUGUAAAAGAAAUUCAAAAUAUCCCAUCGCCAGCGAAAAAAUAAAACUUUGUGAUUCAAGUAAUAACACAAAGACGAACAGGGAGUUUGUGCAGUUGGAGUUGCUAACCACAUUUUAAUGUAUAGUAUGCAUAUGUGAUUCAUAUAUCCAAUCAUAUAAUGUAAAUAAUAAAAUCAUAUUAUGUAGUCUGUAA
Pecten maximus is the source of this 2343-nucleotide messenger RNA. Its product is annotated as cytochrome P450 2B4-like. Gene Ontology annotation, molecular function: oxidoreductase activity, acting on paired donors, with incorporation or reduction of molecular oxygen, reduced flavin or flavoprotein as one donor, and incorporation of one atom of oxygen; iron ion binding; heme binding. Bases 63 to 1553 code for a protein of 496 amino acids. Gene Ontology annotation, cellular component: cytoplasm; intracellular membrane-bounded organelle. The transcript is spliced from 4 exons. Gene Ontology annotation, biological process: xenobiotic metabolic process. NCBI's taxonomy places the organism in Eukaryota, Metazoa, Mollusca, Bivalvia, Pectinida, Pectinidae. The record is from RefSeq and is a predicted model, not a curated record.